GCGUCGAUGCCAUGACAAGCUUGCGUCCACUUUCCCUCUGAUUUAAGACUCGCUCUUACCUGUGUGGAGAUAAGGUCUUUUCAUUGAUCACUUCUUUCUUCAAGUCCCCUGAGGGGCCUUGGCUGACCCAGUAGAGUUAAAGAUGGUGCUCCUCACAGCUCUCUGCCUGAUCUCCGUUCUCCAGCUGCUCGCAGCUUUGGUUUCUUGCGACCAUAUCAAUUUCUACAAUGUCCGGCCCCCCGUGGAUGCAACUCCAUUCCCAAAGAGCUUCAAGUGUUUCACAUGUGAGCAGGCAUCUGACAACUACAACUGUAAUCGCUGGGCCGAGGACAAGUGGUGUCCACAAAACACACAGUACUGUAUGACGGUUCACCACUUCAGCCAUUACGGGAAGACCAAGUUCGUGACGAAGAGGUGUGCGGCGCGCGAGGAGUGUCACAUGUCAGGGUGCCGCCACCACAGGGACACGGGCCACACGGAGUGUAUUUCCUGUUGUGAGGGGAUGGUCUGUAACGUGGAGGUGCCCACCAACCGCACGAAUGCCGUGUUCGCCAUGCGGCUCCAGGUGCCCAGCUCUGCCGUGCCCGCCCCCAGAGUGGCCUGGACGACCCUGCUCUUGAUCGCCCCCGUCCUGAUCAGAGUGCUUCCUCUGUGACACCAGCACACACACACACACACACACACACACACCAGAAGUUAAACCCUCAGCAACAGAGAGGGCGGUUCCACCCAAAGAUGUGUAGGUGUCAGCAGACCAGGUCUCUGGUCAGAGGACUAGGCAUCCUGGUCGACUCGAGUCGGUUCCCCCAGGAUGGUGGACGACCUGGGUUGUCACAUUGCUGCAUCCACAAGCCUGAAAGACUGAAUGACCUGCACACGUGUGUGCACAUGCUUGGUUCCCAUGAGCACGGACAUCUCUAGUCACAGGAGAUUGUGUAUGCUGGUCUGAGAAGGAGCGAAUGUACAUGUACACACAUUGUGGACCAACAACGACCAAGGACAACAAGGAUUGAACCCCUGGACUUGGGUUGAGAUGAGCUCCUUCUGUUGCACUAGUGGUAUGAAAGGACCAAUCAGCUGGCUGCAUGCCUGCAAAGGACCAAUCAGCUGGCUGCAGUGUAAUCCCGAAGAGGAACCUCUAAGGUGCUGACUCAACUCAUUCUUUAUGACGGGAUGCUCUUACGUCGGGAACGUGUGAACUUGUUGACUUUGAGUCCAGGAACACUCAGCUUGAGCAGUAUGAGGGGACAGCAUUUGCAUGGCAACUGUUGAACUUUGAAGAUCGCCUCCAUCCACGGCACUAUUUUUGUUAUUCCUGAGGAACAACUCGAGCACUACUAAGAGUGUUAUGGCCAUUACACUAUGAGAGCGUAUUGGAGACAGCGGCGAGAUCAUCUGCUUAUCUGUUAGGCAGUUUGGCAUGUCAUCUCUUUUGCAAUCAGUAAUGAAGACAUUUUUAAAAAUGCAAUUAUUGAUGUCAAGAUGGCCUUUCACUAUAAUCAAAUUAAAAGGCUGAUAUCAAAUCUGGAGGACACAUAGUGGGUAUUCUUGUCAAAUCAGCAUUUAAUUCAAGAACAAUUUAUGAACCUGUGACAUUUCCACUGCACUCCUUUUGAUGCCACCCACAUUGUUAAAAGGCAUUACAGACAGGAAAUUAAGACAAUUUCACACUUAAGCAUGAGUCUGGUGAAAUAAGGCCAAAGUAAUAGGUCUCCUUGUGUAAGCGCCAGCAU
This is a messenger RNA of Sardina pilchardus (European sardine), 1733 nucleotides long. RefSeq names its product LY6/PLAUR domain containing 6B (gene lypd6b). The coding region runs from base 143 to 655 and encodes 170 amino acids. Gene Ontology annotation, molecular function: acetylcholine receptor regulator activity. The record is from RefSeq and is a predicted model, not a curated record. Lineage: Eukaryota; Metazoa; Chordata; Actinopteri; Clupeiformes; Clupeidae. The transcript has 5 exons.